This is a messenger RNA of Dichomitus squalens LYAD-421 SS1, 630 nucleotides long. RefSeq lists its product as uncharacterized. The coding region runs from base 1 to 630 and encodes 209 amino acids. Lineage: Eukaryota; Fungi; Basidiomycota; Agaricomycetes; Polyporales; Polyporaceae. The record is from RefSeq and is a predicted model, not a curated record. The transcript is spliced from 5 exons. Gene Ontology annotation, molecular function: GTP binding.
AUGGUGUCGCUGCGCCACUACCCAUACCUCCAGGGGCUGCCCGUGGACCUGAUGGGCGUGUUCUUGCGCCGGUUCUGGUGGGGGACGGUCGACGUGCUGAACCCGGAGCACUGCGACUUUGCCGCGCUGCGGACGGCCGUGAUGUUGACGCACAUUAGGCUGCUUAAAAUCCGGACGGAGGUGUUGCACGAGAAGUGCAGGACGGAGAACCUGCUCGUGAGGCGUGCGACGCGCAACAUCGGCUUCGCGCCCAAGCUGGGUUCGAGGCGCAAGGACUGCCAGGCUCAGAAGAGGAUGGAGACCGCCCCUACUCCCCACCAUACGCAUCACAUGAAAUGGAUGGGUUGCAAGAGCACUUUGUUCCUGUUCAUAAUCACGGAACUCUUACCUCUCGCAGCAGCAGUCACAUUGCCGAGGAUCCCCCAACACAUUGGCCAACACUCGACAAAGAUCCAAUCAGUGCGGUAUUUGGCGGUAGUCGCGUUCGAAGGGCACGCGUGUCAACCCUCCUUGACUCCGUACCACCACCAUCCCAAGGUGUGGUGCAAGCCACCUGCUUGUCCUUGGCCCCUGGGCCACUGUGACUCGCUUGUGGUCGAGGAAUAUGGGUUCACAGGCAUGCAGACGUAG